Messenger RNA from Papilio machaon (common yellow swallowtail), 2300 nucleotides. It is a transcript of the gene CRAT, whose product is annotated as carnitine O-acetyltransferase. Gene Ontology annotation, cellular component: peroxisome. The record is from RefSeq and is a predicted model, not a curated record. NCBI's taxonomy places the organism in Eukaryota, Metazoa, Arthropoda, Insecta, Lepidoptera, Papilionidae. The coding region runs from base 188 to 2134 and encodes 648 amino acids. The transcript is spliced from 13 exons. Gene Ontology annotation, biological process: carnitine metabolic process, CoA-linked. Gene Ontology annotation, molecular function: carnitine O-acetyltransferase activity.
UAAAUGCUAAAUGCCAAAAUAACAAGUUUUUAGAUAAGCAGUUUGUAUGUAUGUGUGUUGUUGCAAUCGUUUCUCUCACAUCGAAAUAUAUAACUGCCUACUUGGCACCUUUCAUUUUCGUAUCUUGAACCUUUGUAUUCAUAUGAUAUUAUAGAUAGUAAAAGUGUUGGCGGUAUAUCGUGUAUAGAUGUCUAUCAAUAGCAGAGUGCAGAAGUCCGACCGAAAUCUCGAAGAAGCAAAUAUGAUUCGCAGCAUUAAAUUAUUUGGAUACAGGGGUCUCACUCUAGAGCCCUAUGCAAGCUCUUUACAAUUGAUCAGCAACAAUGCAUCAACUAAAGCAAAUCUAAAUGUUCAGAACUUACCAAGACUGCCAGUUCCAAAGCUUAAUGACACACUUAACAAGUACCUUAAAACUGUUAAACCAUUCCUCAGUGAUGAAGAAUUUGCUAAUACAACCAAAUUGGUAAAGGAAUUUGGGUCUCAGGGAGGUGUUGGCAUUAAGUUACAGAGUCUUCUCAAGAAGAGGGCAGAAAAACAUGUAAAUUGGCUUGAAGAAUGGUGGCUAAACACUGCUUAUUUAGAAUACAGAGACCCAGUUGUUGUGUAUUCAAGCCCGGGCUUAGUGUUUCCAUUUAGGAAAUUCAACAAUCAAGAUGAACAGCUGCAUUAUGCCGCCAAAACAUUGUUGGCUGCAUUGGAGUAUAAAGCAUUGAUAGAUGGAGACAAAAUCCCAGUAGAAAUGAUGGGAAAAAGUCCACUUGAUAUGUCCCAAUACAAGAAAAUCUUUGGAACAUGCAGGAUCCCUGGUGAAAAGAGGGAUAAAUUGUCUUUUAAUGAUACUAAAUAUGUUACGGUUAUUCAUAACAAUCAUAUUUUCCAUGUUGACCUUUGGGGUAACGAUAAUAAAAAACUAAGCGAAGAUCAAAUCGUGCAAGCUUUGAAGAAAGUGAUAGAACUUUCUAAGAGUCCGGCUACUGAAGCUAUCGGCGUCCUGACAUCGGACAAUCGUGAUAAUUGGGCUAAAGCGUAUCAGGCUUUGAGCAAAGACAAGGUGAACAGAGAUUCGCUGGGCGACGUGGAGCGCAGCUUGGCGGUGCUGUGUCUGGACGCGGCGUGCGGAGUGUGGAGCGCCGCGGACAAGGACGCGCGCCAGACGCUGGCCGCCGCGCAAACCAUACACGGCGGCGGCAGCGCAGCCAACGCUGCCAACCGCUGGUUCGACAAGACUGUACAGUUCAUAGUGGGCGCUGACGGAGUUACAGGCUUGACAUACGAGCACUCUCCGGCCGAGGGACAGCCCAUAGCUGUUCUCACCGACUUUAUUAUUAACUAUAUAGAUAAAGGUAGCUCAAGUACUGAAUCAUCGUCGAGCCCCAAGGACCCUGUAAAAUUGAACUUUAACGUGAGCGCGGAUGUCGUCGACAUGAUCAGCACUGCUAAGACUAAUGUAGACAAACUAGCAGCUGAUCUUGAGUUGAAUUGCUUCACGUUUGAUAAAUACGGAAAGAACUUUAUCAAGUCACAAAAACUUAGCCCCGACAGCUAUCUACAGAUGGCUAUGCAAUAUGCGUUUUACAGGCUGCACGCGACGCCGGGCGCGCACUACGAGUCGGCGGCGACGCGCAUGUACGUGGGCGGGCGCACGGAGACAAUCCGCUCGUGCUCGCCGGAGUCUGUGGAGUUCGCACGCGCUAUGCUCGACACCGGCCUCGCGCCACAUCUCAAGCUGCUCGCCUUGCGCCAGGCUAUCGACGCGCACAAGAACUACACCGUGCAGGCUCUGCAAGGAUUGGGCGUUGAUAGGCAUCUCCUUGGACUGAAAUUGACAGCUCUUGAAAAUGGUAUCGAGAUCCCGAAGCUGUACUCGGACGAAGGUUAUCGCCGCAGCGCUCACAUGAGGAUAUCAACUAGCCAGGUGGCGUGCAAAUGUGACGGGUUCAUGUGUUACGGGCCGCUGGUGGAGGACGGGUACGCGACCUGCUACAACCCGCGCGAUGACGACGUCAACUUCGCCACGUCCGCCUUCCGCCGCAACCCCGACACCGGCUGCGGCCCUUACCGCGCCGCCCUCGAGCAGUCGCUGCAAGACAUGCACCACCUGCUGCUGCAACAACACGCCAAGUCCAAAUUGUAACCGUCUCCAAACUUUACACAACCUUCACAACGCAUCCGUCCUCAUUACUUGGGGUAUGUUAACCAAACAACUUUACUAAUUAAUCCCCACACUAGGUAUUGUAUAAAAGGCCUUAAUAUAAUAUGUAACAUUCGAGUCGUAUGUUUCAAAUUUAUUGAUUGAUAUU